Diospyros lotus (date-plum) is the source of this 642-nucleotide messenger RNA. RefSeq names its product 17.3 kDa class II heat shock protein-like. The transcript has a single exon. Gene Ontology annotation, biological process: protein complex oligomerization; protein folding; response to heat. Bases 61 to 501 code for a protein of 146 amino acids. Lineage: Eukaryota; Viridiplantae; Streptophyta; Magnoliopsida; Ericales; Ebenaceae. The record is from RefSeq and is a predicted model, not a curated record.
UCCCCCCUUUCAUCCACAAUCACUCUAACAGUCAAAUCAGUUUCAGCUCCAAGUAGAGAAAUGGAAUCCAGAAUCAUCGGUUGUGCUAAUUCCGAUUAUUCCGCCAAGAACCACCUGCCAUUCCACUGUCCCAAAUCCAUGGCGGCUGCAACUGCCACCCCGCCGGUCGACGUGAUGGAAUACCCCAACUCCUACGUGUUCGCCGUCGACGUCCCGGGGCUGAAGUCCGGCGACGUCAAGGUUGAGAUUGAGGACGCCAAUAUUCUGACGAUCUCCGGCGAGAGGAAGCGCAGCGAAGAAGAAAUGAAGAAUGAAGAAUGCCCCAAGCCCAAGUACUUGAAACUGGAGAGGAAGGCCGGCAAGUUUACGAGGAAGUUUGUCUUGCCGGAAAAUGCGAAGGGAGAUUCGAUUUCUGCCGUUUGCCGGAACGGCGUUCUGACGGUUACGGUGGAGAAGCUGCCGCCGGCGAAGCCCAAGACUGUUCAAGUCCAAAUUGCUUAAGAUUUAAGAUCUCCAUUGUUUUGUGUUGUAUGUUUGCUUCUUGUAUUGUGCUUUGUGAGUUAUUUUAUUAUUGUAUUUUUGCUGGAUUGAGUAAUAUUUGCAUUUUUUAAUUAAAUAAAGACCAAAAAUGUUAUUUCUUUA